Messenger RNA from Thunnus maccoyii (southern bluefin tuna), 2211 nucleotides. Its product is annotated as free fatty acid receptor 3. Bases 233 to 1234 code for a protein of 333 amino acids. Lineage: Eukaryota; Metazoa; Chordata; Actinopteri; Scombriformes; Scombridae. The transcript has a single exon. Gene Ontology annotation, biological process: positive regulation of calcium ion transport; G protein-coupled receptor signaling pathway; response to fatty acid. Gene Ontology annotation, molecular function: bioactive lipid receptor activity. Gene Ontology annotation, cellular component: plasma membrane. The record is from RefSeq and is a predicted model, not a curated record.
UUGGAAAGAACCUUGCUGCCACAAAUGGAGACUCUGUCUUCUGAAAUAUGUGGUUUAUAAAUGGAGAGGACACAAAGAUAACUGUGCACCUGACUCUUUGUUUGCUUAUUUUAGUCAAGACUUUCCUGUCAGCUUGAAUUUCAAGAUUUAACUUGUCAUGGUAAAAAGGAAGAAGUGCCACUUUCUUGCAGGACUUCCUUUGUAAACAGUAUCCAUGUCCUAAUCUGAAGAGAUGCAGGUGAGUGUCAAGGAUUGCGUUGCUCUAUGUGUCUACUCCUUCACCUUUCUGCUGGGUCUUCCUGCCAACCUGCUGGUCCUGUUUGUGUACCUGCGCAAGGCCCGCAAACGUGGCGCCACGCCCAACGUUGUCUACGCUCUCAACUUGUGCCUGGCCAACCUGGUGCUCGUGGCCUGGCUGCCCAUCAAGGCCCUGGAGACUUUGCUUCAGGACUGGAGGCUACCAGCACCUGUCUGCCCUAUUUACCACUUCUUCCUCUUCUCCUCGCUCUACGGCAGCUGCCUGUUCAUCACCGCCGUGACGGUGGGGCGUUACCUCAGCAUUGCAUUCCCGAUUGUCUACAAGUUGUACCGCCAUGCUCGUAUCUCUUGCUUCAUCAGUGCUGCCCUGUGGACCUUAGUGCUUCUACACCUCGGCAUUGGCCUGGUGGCCGAAGGAGGGGCCCACUUUGUCUCCAUCAAGAACAACACCUUGGCUUGCUAUGAACAUUUCAACACCUCCCAGCUGGCUGUUCUGCUGCCCCUGCGCCUGGAGAUGGCCAUUGUCCUGUUUAUUUUCCCACUGAUUGUGACGUCCUUUUGCACGUUGCAAUGUGUUACCUUGGUGUGGCGCUCAAAUUUACCCCCAAUGGGGAAGAGAAGAGUUCUGACAGUUGCACUCUCCACACUCGCUGUGUUUGUGGUGUGCUACGCGCCCUACAACGCCUCACACAUUGUGGGGUUCGUGUUGCAGGAAAAUGUGGAGUGGAGGACAUACGCCAUGCUGACAAGCUCCUGUAAUGUUUUCCUGGAGCCUGUGGUCAUGCUGAUGCUGUCGCCAGCAGUGUCGAGAGGAGUCAUGGGAAGAAUGUGCGGACGGCAAAGUCAAUUCAGCCGAAUCGAGGGGUCUCGUCGUCGAUGUAAUUAUGCCAUCGCUGAAGCAAAUGUCAGGGCGCCGCCUACGCUAUCUGACAGAAGCCAGGCAGGGGCAGAGGUGACCAAAAUAAGUCAGGGGUGAGGUCACAGUGAGCGGAUAGUUCAGGGACUUUGUGGUGAAUCUAAAAGGAUAAAUAGGAUGAAAACAUUCACGGACAGACUGAUAGAAGAUGUCUAUCCUUAUCCUACUGUUGUGAGGCUUGGAAAUGUGGAGCACAACUGCUAUAUGACUCUUCAGAGAUGAACCAGAAAAAAAAAUCUACAAACAGUCUUUGUCAGUUUCGGGCAGAAUGAUUAAAUCCAGACCACAUCACAAUGUGUCAUCUGACCGUAACUUCUCUUCUUUCUUUUCUCUUUCGACCAAAUAUUUAAGAAGAAGAAUGAUGACAAAAGCAGUUUUGCAAGUCUGACCACAAAUGUGCAGUAUUGAUGUUUCCUGUCAUAUGUCAGUGCUUUUUCUGCCCAAUAAAAACUGACUCAGCAAGUAGUUUUUUUCUGGAAUGGCCUAAAGCAGGGCCACCUUGUCAGUAAAAAGGAACUAUUUGCAGACUUGGAAAUCUACAUUUUUGCCUAAGUAGAUUGCACGUCUUUGAAAUGGACUAAGUGUUACUUCUCACACUCUGAGAUUACAACAAGACUUUGUUUUAAACCAGUCAGUGGAAAAAAGAGCUUAACUUUGCAUCACAUGAUCAGUUUGAUGACAAAUGGCUCCAUCUGGUGUCAAUUAGUCCUCCAAGCUGCAACACGGAAAUCUCUUUCAAAUAUGUUUUCUUUUAGAAAGUGUUUUUCAAAAAUUAUGGCUGCGUUUCAGCAUUGUUAACGUUAUUAGUGACACCUGUGCUUUAACAUAAAGGUUUACCAACAGUUUGAUGUUGGAAGUUAAAUAUACACCACCUAUUUCUGCAUUAAUUGGUUGGUUUCUGAACAUGUUAAUCAGCUGUCUCGGUUACGUUUGUGUUUACUUUUUAAAAUGUUGUUAAAUGACCUCAAAAAUAAAGUAUGAGCUGUCCAAGUGUAUCCUGUGGUUUUGUUUGUUGAAACACCUUUGAAUUUAAUGAA